AUUUUAACGUCUUGCGGCGUUCUCGCUUUCGAAACGACUUGUUUGUUUUUGAUCAUGCAAUGUUCUCAGCUAGCUAGAAGAAUGCUAGUUUGUCGCUCUUCAUCGGGAGUCCAUUGGUCUUUUUCAGUAUUAAUUAAUAGAUUUGUAACAGUUCUCUUAUAACCCUUGUCUUUUACUGUUGUUAUAUCAGGGUAAAUACGUAUUCAUUAUAUUUUUUAUAGCAAAUAUGGUUGCUUUGUUUACAUAGCUAGCUUAGUUAGCAUGUUGCACAGAAGACCAGUAUUUGGAGUGUAUAAGUUACGAGCCGAGGUGUUUACUACCAAAUUACAUAAUUAUGACACAAGGAAAGUUUUUCGUGAACAUUUACAGACGUUUUUAAUUUAUUUGUUUAUUUAUUUAUUUUAAUAAAAAUGAAAAUCGAUGUAAAAAAAAAGGAUAAAGAAGAUGGCUCUUUAAUCUUCUGGACAGUGUUGUUUGGCCAAAACAAUUUUACAGUUUUCCAGACUUUUCCAGAGUCCAUUAAGGACAUUCUUGGCAAAUCAUCUACUAAUUUUUGAGUGUGUACUGCAUAAGAAUAGUGUAGCUUGUCAAAAAGCUUAGACGAUUGUAAGCUUGUGAUUCUUUUUAAAUCAGAUAAUUAUCAAUAUAUAGUAAACAAUGCAAACUAGCUUAAUGAUUUUUAAUAAUUUUGUUAGAAAUAUAUUUACUAUUUGAUCAUCAGUAUUUUAUUUUCUUCUGAUUUAAAGUUAAAGUCCCAUUGAUAUUUGUUCUCCGGCGGUGAGCUGCUGACACAGCCGCACUUGGGAACCAUUUUGUGGUUUAACCCCCAAUCCAACCCCAAGUAUCAAGCAGAGAGGCACUGUGUCCCAUUUUUUUAGAGUCAUUGGUAUGACUUAACCUUGAAUUUGAAAACGCAAUCGUCCAGUCUCAGGGAGGACACUCCAGCACAAGGCCACGGAGCCAGUCAAUUUGAGAAUAACUGAUAAAACUUUGCUUGAUUUAGUAAUACAAUUCUGUUAAUGUGCUUUUUUUCACUUUCUUCUAACUGGCCUUUUUUUUAUUAACAGCUCCAUUCAUAUGCUUUUACUGAGGACAAGUCUUAAGCUCAACUACUUAACAGAGUCACCGUUUGAUUAUGGCAGAUCAGGAUCUUGGCGGGGCAUCUGGGUUUCCCUGCAAACAAUGUGACAUGUUCUGUCCCACCGUAUCCAGUCUGCUGGAGCACAUGGAUGUGCAUCAUCGACAAGAGGAUGAGCGCAAAUAUAAAUGUGAUGAAUGCGGACGUUGUUACAGACAUGCUGGCAGUCUGACUAAUCACAGAAGGACUCAUGAAGUGGGCCCUUUUCGGUGUCCCGUAUGUGGAAAAGAAAACGCCAAUGCUUCUGCUUUGAAGAGCCAUCUCCGUGGCCACACUGCGUUUAAAAAAUACUCCUGUGGUGAGUGUGGCAAAGGCUUUCGUGUAGCAACUCAACUUGCUACACACGAGAGAGUUCACCUGGCACAGAAAGUGAAAGAAGAAUCUAGUUAUGAGUUUAGAAAUGAUGCACCACAUCAGGGCAGAGAACAUUUUUCCAGUGUUGAGGUGAGCUUAUGCGAAGACAAGACAGAAGAACUUAGUAACUCACAAUUUGAGGCCUGCGAUGAAUCAGAAGAAAGACCGUUCAGGUGUGACAUGUGUGGCAAAUCAUACAUACAUCAACGAAGUCUUAACAAUCAUAAAAAAAGUCACCAGUUGGGAAAGUUUGAAUGCUCAGUUUGUUUUAAACUCUUUAAUAACAUGGCAGCUCUCUACAGCCAUCAGAGAAGUCACAAAGCAAAAAGUGGGUCAGACUUCAGUUUGACAGACAGGUCUCACACAGGUACAGAACUUGACCAAUUCUCACCUCAGAGCCAGAGGGCUCCAGAAAAUUUUUGCCAUUUGUGUCAGGUCCGCCUUUCAACGGAGGAGGCAUUUCAGGAACAUAUCCAAAUGCAUAACUCUUCAUCUUUAUCAUUCAGUAUAGAAGACGCUCCGUCAGAGAAUCACAAUGUGUCAUACGAUGUUGGUGUCUCACCAGAGUCAAAUCUUUACGGUUCCAAUAAUUGUAUCCCUUCCAUUUCAUUAGAUAAUUCUCAAACUUUUGGAAAAACGGCAUGUCAUAGUAAUGUGUUGACGGACUGCUCCAUUGAUCAAAAACCACAUUUCAGUAGCUCUCAGGGAGAAUCCUCAGUUGUUGACUCAAGUAUUGACAGUUGCACACGCACACCAGCCCAAAAUACCCGCAGUGUCCCUAAAGUUGCAGAUACUUCAACUGCGGAUUCAGAUGAGCGUCCGUUCAAGUGUCAUGUUUGCGGUAAAUGCUAUCGGCACUCGGGAAGCCUCAUCAAUCACAAAAGGUCUCAUCAGGUGGGAGUUUUUCAGUGCUCCGUCUGCAAAAAGAAUUAUCCUCACCUGGCAGCCCUUAAAAGCCACCUUCGUCUCCACAAAACCCAGUCGACGUCAUUCCGACACAGUGCAGAAGAAGACUGGUUGACCUCAAAACGCCAGAUUGUGGAUAAUCAGCACAGCUCCUUCUCUUUCCAAACGGAGCAAGUUGGCGGGGCGAAGCCCGUCCUUGAGGAGCCAGGGAUGGCCCACAGAGCACUGUACCAGGAGCAAUUUGAUCAGGACUCCUCCCCGGACAUAAUGACGCAUCUACCUCAGAAUGAAAAUGUGACGCAGAGACACAUGUGUACAGACUGUGGGGGGACAUUCACCGAUAUUGCACAGAUCAAAUCCCACAGUUGUCCUUUCUUGCUGCACCAGCCUGAGACAGCAAAUGCCGAAUACAUCAGCGGUUUCAACUUUCUUGUCGGUAACGGUCACAGGGCUGUUGGAAACCCAGAGGACAGCGUAGAGUUCCACAACCUGAACGGUAGACACAGUCAGAGUUUCUUUAAAGAGACUUUCCAUGAAAAUAUGAGCGGCACUCAGUUAAGUAAUGGAGUAGGAAACAAUAACCCUGUUGAGGAAGACGACAGCGAUCUUUAUCAGUGCUCUAUAUGUGGCAACAACUACUCAAGCAUGAGAGCACUCAGGUGCCAUCUCCGAGGGCACACCCAGUCCAGUGACACCCCUGCAAGCUCAGGACCCUCUCCCAUGUCCUCUCGUGAAGAUGUGAAAGAAGAAAAUGAAGGAGAGAUGAUGAUCUGCAGUACGUGCGGUGAAAGUUUUGCCAACAGGGUCGACUUGAUUAACCAUCAGAUUCUGCACAACAAAGACCAGGAAGAGGUUUUGGACCAAUCACAGAGUGAGGCUUCAGAAAGCAAAGAGGAUCAGCCAAUCAUCUGUGGCACCUGUGGCAUCUCCUGCACUAGUUACAAUCACCUCGACAACCAUGGCUGUACAGCCGAGAGGGGGGAUGAAUUGGUGGAGUGUAAACAGGAAGCAGAUAAUGUUUUCAAACAGGAGGAAACGAGUCCCAGAAGGGAACCCGAUGAUGCAGAGGAUCGUCAGUACAAGUGUGAGCAGUGUGGACGCUCAUACAGGCACGCCGGCUCUCUCCUCAACCAUAAAAAGUCCCACAAAACCGGCUUGUUCAGAUGUCAAAUCUGUCAGAAACGUUUCUACAACCUGCUGGCUCUUAAAAAUCAUCAGAGGUCCCACUUUGAUAUUAAAAGGUACACCUGUCACGAGUGCGGGAAAGCCUUCAAAAUUCAGAAGCAGCUGUUGAUCCACCUGAGGAGGCACAAACGGAACCAAGCCAAAAUGCAGGAACUCGGCAAUCAGAUCCAGGCCCUCAUGCAAAUGAACGGGUCCAGAUCAGAUGGAAAACUGUCAUUGUUACCUGCAAAUGCCAACCAUGCAUCUGCCUCUGCUCAGCACCCCGCGCAAGAGCCUGAAGGGAAAAGAGCAGAAACGGAGGCGGAGAGCUCUGUUACAUCAAAGGACGCCAGCGAUCAGCGACCUUUUGCAUGUGACCAAUGUGGGCGCACUUAUCGCCAUGCAGGAAGCUUGGUAAACCACAAAAACUCUCACAAAACAGGUGAAUAUUACUGUUCCAUUUGCAACAACACCUACUCUAAUCAACUGGCGAUGAAGAACCACCUGCGGACCCACUUUUUGUACAAACGACACACCUGCCAAAACUGUGGUAAAGGCUUCCGAGGAAAGAAACAACUCCUUGCUCACGUCUGCUCCGAUCUCAGAAAGGAUGGAGCUGCAGGCAGGAGGGUCCUGAAAUCCAGGCUUAUUAAAUGUAAGGACUGUAAACAAACCUUUCUCUCUGUUGACCAACUGUCAUCCCACACAUGCAAUGGACACCCAGACAGCGGGGAAUCCCAGCCAGAGUCCAACCCCAUCAAGGAAGAAAGGCCGUUUAGAUGCAACAUUUGUGGCCGCAGCUACCGCCAUGCUGGCUCGCUGUUGAACCACAAAAACACCCACAAGACGGGCCACUUCAGCUGCACCUUCUGCUCCAAGCCCUUCACCAACCCCAUGGCUUUGCGCAACCACACACGCAUCCACACGCAGAAGAAAAAGUUUGUGUGCCUCACGUGCGGCAAGGCCUUCCGCCUGGCCAGCAUCCUUCACAACCACCAGAGGAUUCACAACCGGGUGCUGAGUCACUUCAGCUGCCCUUCGUGUGGGAGGAGCUUCCAGAGCAGAUCCAGCCUGAGGAGGCACCACUGCCGCAGAGGUCAGGGGAGGAGCGUGCUCCCCGGAGUCCAGCGCUCGGACAGAGGAAGCAAAUGCUUCACGUGUGACUUGUGUGGGCGGUCCUACCGACACGCCGGCUCUCUCCUCAACCAUAAGAAGUCCCACUCUGAAAACCUCCACCACUGCGCCUUGUGCCUCCAGACGUUUCCCGACUCUCUCACGCUGCAGAUACACUCCCAAAUGAGACGCCACUGUUGCCCAGAGUGUGGUAAGACCUUCUGUCUGAUCACGCACCUGCAGAGCCACAUGGAGGUGCACUCCAAAGAGCAGGCUGUGGUCUGCGGCCUCUGCCAGCAGAGCUUUCCGGACGCCAGCAGCUACCAGCAGCACCAGAGCACUCACCACAUGGCCCAGAGCUCAUAUCCUCAAGGCACGGAGAUACCUGUAGAGAGCAGCCUUUCCUGGGAUUCUGUUAUUCCUGAGUCUUUGGGAGCGGGCGACACACAAAAACAAGGUCCACCAACAUUUUCCCAGCCUCCAAGAGACAUUUCUGAUUCCCAAGUGAGCACUGAAGGCUCUGCCUCACAGGAGAAGAGCCACGUCUGCGAGCACUGCGGGCGCACCUACCGCCACGCCGGCUCCCUCCUCAACCACAAGAACAGCCACAAGACCGGCGCCUUCUUCUGCUCAGUCUGCCACAAAGAGUUCACUAACCUGAUGGCCCUCAAAAACCACCGGCGCAUCCACACGGAGCCAAAACGCUACCAGUGCCUAGAGUGUGGGAAGGCCUUCCGGGUGUCCACGCAGCUCAUAUGUCACCGCAGGAUCCACACCAAGGAGAAGCCCUUCACCUGCCAGCUGUGCAGCAAGAACUUCUCCAGCAAAUCCAACCUGCGCCACCAUCAGAAGAUGCACCAGAGCUCCACCCAGACCUACAACACCUCCUUUAGCAUGGACUCAUUCAUGGACCUGGACAUGGGCUCUUUCCUAUGAAAGGACAGCAAAGCCUGUAACCUUCUUUUUCUGUGCGUUCCUCUAUUCAUAGUGUUUUGCGUUCUGAGGGUUCUCCAGCCCUCCUUUAGUGAGGAGUGUUUUUUUUAUUAAUACCCAUAAAACAGGACUUUUUCCUCAUAAAGUUAACAAGGAUGGUAAACAUAGUUUAAAACUGCACUGUUUUCACUCCUGUUUAGUGUUCAGUGCCUCUGUAAAUUCCUUAAAAAAAAACUACAAAUUUAUAAAGAAAUCUGCAGAUGUUCCUUUUCCUUUAAGGCAAAACUGUCUGUCAAUGAUUUCAAGGGUCAAAGCAAAUGACACAAAUAUUUAAGAAGUAACUGUACUGCUAAAAAUGAAUCUUCCUGUUCCACCGCAAAGCAACAUGGAUAUAUAUUUAAGGAUAUUUAUUCCAAUUUUGUGCACAACGUUCAAAUAUUUUUUAAAGAGUUUUGUAAAGUCUACGUAGCGUUUAAGGACCUUGUGGACGGUAGUCUGUCAGUCAAAACGGGUGGUAUGAAUGAGCCACAGUCAGGGCUGAACAUGAACACGACUGAUGUGUCGCUGAUCCGUUUCUGACGUUAUGGUUUAAAGUUUUUAAUAUUUGCAGGCAUGACGGUGAGAGCAGGUCUUAAUAAAAAAAAGUUCAUUUUCCAAUAAAAUCUGUUCUGUGAAAGAGCCAGUGCCAAAACUCAACAGUAGCAGUUUGAUACAAGGAAAUCUCAGCUACAACAGUGGCUUUUUUUUCUUUCUUAUAUUUAAAGCAUUUUCUAUCUUUUUUUUUUUUUUUUUGUCUUUUCUGAAACAAGUGACUUUAAAAUUCUUGAGAACAUGUUAGUAAAUUAUACAUUUUGUGCUUUGUGAAUCAAAUUUCAUCCUAGUUUGGCGCUGGUUUUAACACAAAAUACCUCAGAAUUCCUGCACACCCAACAGCUGCUAUCUACUUUCUUUGUACACAAGCUCACAGUCCAAAAGCCAGGUUUUAUUUUGAAAGUUUUAUGUUUUUGGCUGUUUUUAAUGCAUUAUACACUAGUUGUCAUUUUGUAGCAGUUUGAAUGGACUCAAAUUAACUUUCCCAUGUGCCAUAACUGUAAUUAAAGUCCUGCUUAAACUAAAAAUCUGAAUUUUAUGAAUUCCUUAACCUUUUUAAAUGCCAUAGCAGCAUGUAGGACGGAGGAAAAGCCGAGUUGUUAUUUCUUCUUCUUGUGCCAUCUUUUUGUUAUGUUACUUAGCACUUAUAUGUUCUGUACAUUUCAAAUGACAAUAUUGGAUGCAUCUUUGUACAUUUAUGGUCAGACUCUCAAAAGCAGGAGGAAACUGCUGGCUUCUCUUUUGUGUAAUAAAAAUUAACUUAAGUUGUG
Molecule: messenger RNA, 6969 nt
Organism: Oryzias latipes (Japanese medaka)
Lineage: Eukaryota; Metazoa; Chordata; Actinopteri; Beloniformes; Adrianichthyidae
Source: RefSeq, a predicted model, not a curated record